GUCCCAACUCACUCGUAAAACAAGCGUGGCAGAAGUAGAACCCCCGAGACACCCUCGUCGUCCUCGUCGUCUUCGCAUUUUCCCUCCGAGCGCCACUCCUCUUCCCGGGGCGACGCGUUCCCGGCGAUGAUCCCCGUAGAAGGAUGCAUAUCCCCGGGUCAGGGCUAGGGUUUCUCCUGAGACUCCACAGGUCCGCGGCGGCGCCGCCGCUGGAUCGCAAGCACGGAGCUCUCGCUUCCCUCUUUGGGAGCUUUAUCUCCUCCUCCAAUGGCCGUGGACAAAUUUGUGGUCGGUUCCGGUCUGCGGAGCGCCGAGGGUUCUGCGGAUACGCUCUCGAGCAGUUCUCUGAUGACGAGUACGAGUGCGAGUACGAGACGCACAAGCCAUCUUCUUCAGUGGCCAACAUUGAUGAGUGGAGGUGGAAACUUAGCAUGCUCUUGCGGAGCAGUGAUGAACAAGAAAUUGUUUCUCGAGACAAAAGAGAUCGACGCGAUUAUGAACAGAUCUCCAACCUUGCAAGAAGAAUGGGGCUUUACAGUGAGCUCUACGGGAAAGUGGUGGUGGCCAGCAAGGUUCCUCUGCCAAAUUACAGGCCUGAUCUUGAUGAUAAGCGGCCGCAAAGAGAGGUGGUGAUCCCUCUUAGUUUGCAGAGGAGAGUCGAGGGUCUCGUCCAGGAGCACCUUGAUAGGAUGAUGCUGACAUCUGACAAAGUUGGUGAUAACUCGCAGCAUAAUGCUGUAGCUGAAAAUACUGAGGACAUUAAAAUGGAUGAUAACCAAGAAUCUUUGAUUGAUGGGUCAGUUAUGGAGAAAAUUCUUGAGAGAAAGAGUUGGCGUUUGCGGAAUCUGCAAAGAGCCUGGCAGGAAUCUCCUGAAGGUGUCAAGAUGCUUAAAUUCAGGAGAUCACUUCCAGCGUUCAAGGAAAAGGAGCGACUCCUGUCUGCCAUUGCUCGUAAUCAGAUCAUAGUUAUCUCUGGGGAGACUGGAUGUGGCAAAACAACUCAACUGCCGCAGUAUGUGUUAGAAUCUGAGAUAGAGUCUGGUCGUGGGGCAUUCUGUAAUAUCAUCUGUACACAGCCACGGAGAAUAUCUGCUAUGGCAGUUGCAGAGAGAGUUUCUACUGAAAGAGGCGACAAUCUUGGUGAAUCAGUUGGUUACAAAGUUAGGUUGGAGGGAAUGAAGGGAAAAAAUACGCAUCUGCUGUUUUGUACUAGUGGCAUUCUGCUUAGAAGAUUGCUUGGGGACCGUAAUCUUAAUGGUGUAACUCAUGUUUUCGUUGACGAAAUUCAUGAAAGAGGCAUGAAUGAAGAUUUUUUGUUGAUUGUGUUAAAAGAUCUUCUCUCGCGUCGACGGGAUUUGAGAUUGAUUCUGAUGAGUGCCACUUUAAAUGCUGAAUUGUUUUCAAGUUAUUUUGGAGGGGCUCCUAUGAUACAUAUUCCAGGCUUUACAUACCCAGUAAGGGAACAUUUUUUAGAAGAUAUAUUGGAGAAGACGGGAUACAAGUUAACUUCCUCCAACCAACUAGAUGAUUAUGGUCAAGAUAAAUUUUGGAAAACUCAGAGGCAAUUGAUGCCCCGAAAGAGGAAAAACCAGAUCACCACUCUUGUUGAGGAUGCUCUUAAAAACUCGAGCUUUGAGAGCUACAGUUCUAGGACACGUGAUUCGUUGGCGAGUUGGAACCCUGAUUGCAUGGGGUUUAAUCUUAUUGAGGCUGUUCUUUGCCACAUAUGUAGGAAAGAGAGGCCAGGUGCUGUCUUAGUUUUUAUGACGGGGUGGGAUGAUAUUAGCUGUGUGAGAGAUCAGCUAAAAGCACAUCCACUGCUUGGAGAUCCUAACAGGGUUCUGCUGCUUACAUGUCAUGGAUCAAUGGCUACUUCCGAGCAGAAACUUAUAUUUGAGAAGCCACCGCCUAAUGUAAGAAAGAUAGUCCUUGCUACAAACAUGGCAGAAGCAAGUAUUACAAUUAAUGAUAUUGUUUUUGUGGUGGACUGUGGGAAAGCAAAGGAGACCACCUAUGAUGCUUUAAACAAUACUCCUUGUUUGCUCCCGUCCUGGGUUUCUAAAGCUUCUGCACGCCAGAGAAGAGGCAGGGCUGGUCGUGUGCAACCUGGAGAGUGCUAUCACCUCUAUCCAAGAUGUGUAUAUGAUGCCUUUGCAGAUUAUCAGCUUCCAGAGCUUCUUAGAACUCCUCUCAACUCUCUAUGCUUGCAGAUAAAGAGUUUGCAGCUUGGUAGCAUAGGGGAGUUCCUCUCGGCUGCUUUGCAGCCCCCCAAGCCCCUUGCUGUCCAAAAUGCAGUUGAGUUCCUGAAAAUGAUUGGAGCAUUAGAUGAGAAUGAGAAUCUCACAAAUCUUGGGCGAUAUCUUUCAAUGCUUCCAGUUGAUCCAAAGUUAGGAAAAAUGCUUAUAAUGGGUGCUGUUUUCCGUUGUCUUGAUCCAAUUCUCACUGUGGUUUCUGGAUUGAGCGUCCGGGACCCUUUCCUGUUGCCCCAAGACAAGAAAGAUUUGGCAGGAACAGCAAAGUCAAGAUUCUCUGCAAAAGACUACAGUGAUCACAUGGCCCUCGUCCGUGCAUAUGAAGGAUGGAAAACUGCAGAAAGGGAAGGCUCUUCUUACGAGUACUGCUGGAGAAAUUUCCUUUCUGCUCAAACUCUCCAAGCAAUCCACUCUCUUAGAAAACAAUUCAAUUUCAUUCUAAAAGAUGCCGGUCUAGUAGAUGCUGAACCUAGCAUGAGCAAUAGCUUGAGUCAUAACCAAUCAUUAGUUCGUGGUAUUGUAUGCUCUGGGCUCUUUCCUGGGAUAACUUCUGUUGUGCAUAGAGAAAAUUCCAUGUCUUUCAAAACCAUGGAUGAUGGCCAGGUCCUGCUUUAUGCUAACUCGGUGAAUGCAAAAUACCAGACAAUUCCCUAUCCAUGGUUAGUGUUUGCUGAGAAGGUCAAAGUCAAUACCGUGUUCAUCCGUGAUUCAACUGGUGUAUCUGAUUCAAUAUUGAUACUAUUUGGUGGCACCCUUACUAAAGGCAACAUGGCGGGCCAUUUGAAGAUGCUAGGUGGCUACAUUGAUUUCUUUAUGGACCCAAGUUUGGCAGAGUGCUAUCUAAACCUGAAGGAGGAAGUGGAUAAACUUGUUCAAAAGAAGCUCCAAGACCCCAGCCUCGAUAUCCACAAGGAAGGCAAAUACUUACUGUUUGCUGUGCAAGAGCUGGUCGCGGGUGAUUUAUGUGAAGGAAGGUUUGUGUUUGGCCGGGAGACAAGCAGAGCUAGGGUUAGUAACACUGAGAAUAAUAACAAGAGCAAUAUCGUGAAAGACAGGACGAACCCUAAGAGCUUGUUGCAGACGUUGUUGAUGAGAGCAGGCCACAGCCCUCCAAAAUACAAGACGAAACACCUCAAGACCAAUGAGUUUAGGGCUAUAGUGGAAUUCAAAGGAAUGCAAUUCGUUGGAAAACCCAAGAGGAACAAGCAGCUUGCGGAGAGGGAUGCUGCCAUUGAGGCAUUGGGGUGGUUGACGCAUACUUCUGAUAGUAGCAAACAGUAUGAGAACGAUGACGACGACUCUCCACUCGACCUCACAGACAACAUGUUAAAACUACUUAGUAGGCCAAGGCGGAGGUCUAGGCGACAUUAAGUUUCAGUUGUAGAUUAUCUAUUGGAUGAGGUCCUGGAGACAGAUAUACGGCCAUUCGCCUUUUUGUGGGUAAUCUACUCGAAUAACUUUGUCAGGACGAGGAGGUGAUGAUUGAUCCUAUGUAUCAUCCGCUUCGUUAGGUUCGAGCUGAAACAUGUUCAGUGAUUUAAUGGUUGGCGGAGUAUGUGUCAGUGUUGCUUUGCCCAAAGAUUUUGCCCCCGUUAUGUAAGAUUAUACUCCCGCAAGAUGUACGGUGAUGCCAUGUAUUAUUUAUCCAUUGUUACAUUGUAUAUUGUUAAUUUUUAACAAUCACAUAAAAUAAGAUUAAUAUAGUUGAUUGGACAUGCUGGUUCA
Messenger RNA from Ananas comosus (pineapple), 3977 nucleotides. Its product is annotated as DExH-box ATP-dependent RNA helicase DExH5, mitochondrial-like. The transcript is spliced from 19 exons. Bases 144 to 3623 code for a protein of 1159 amino acids. Gene Ontology annotation, molecular function: ATP binding; RNA binding. The record is from RefSeq and is a predicted model, not a curated record. Gene Ontology annotation, cellular component: intracellular anatomical structure; nucleus. Lineage: Eukaryota; Viridiplantae; Streptophyta; Magnoliopsida; Poales; Bromeliaceae.